AUUCCUCCACAAUUAACCGAUUCUCGCUGUUCCAUCUUUCUGGUCUCUCUGCGUCCCAAAAGAACACGAGCAAACAAGAAAACCUGCCCUGUUCUUCUCUGGAUCUAACAGAGAAAACCACACCUCCAAUCAGCGAUGCAACAAGGAGAUUACAGCUCCGCUCCAUACUAUCAAUACCCACACUUCCAAAACCAAAACCCAAACCCUAACCCUAGCCCUAGCCCCUCUGAUCCUUUACCGAACCCUUACGCCUCCGCGCCACCCUUCACCUCCGGCUAUUCUCCCUCCGAUUACUCCGUUUAUCCCUCCACGUACCCUCCGUUUUCUCAAAAUCCCGAUCCUGUUCCUGCCCCUGCUCCUCCCCCUCCCCCUCCAACUGCUCCUUCGUACACCCCAACCACAAACCCCAAUCUGCCCUCUUCGUUCCCUCCUUUCGAGUCCCACGUGCCCUACCAACCGCCCAAUCAGCAGCAGCCCUAUUAUCCACCGUACGAUCAGCAUCAGACUGCUCCGAAUUAUGCCCCUCCUUCAACCUCGAUCCUCCCGAACCCUUCCCCAAUUCCGAAUCCCUACUCGGCUCCGUACAGCCACGCCAACGCGUCGACCCCUCCAGUAUACGAUAACCCCUACGAGAGUUCUGUGAAAUUCGAUUCCACCGGUGCGUAUUUCGACGAGUACGGAGGAUUCGGUAGGAGCCGGUCCGAUUUGGGGCCUGAUCCGUACAGGAAGCGAUCGGAGAGCGUGUCGCGGUAUGACAGCGACGGUGUGUAUGCGUACGAGGGGCCGAAGGCGGAGCCGUAUGGGGCUCGUGGCACAGCACCGAAGUCGUCGACAUGGGCGGCGUUCGAUGACUAUGGGAGGUCGAUCAGCUUUGGUUCUGGGAAGGAUUCCCCUGUGAAUUCGAGCAAGAUCGUGAGGGCGGUGCCUAAAGCUGAGACUCAGCAAGACGUGAAGAGCGGGGUCCAGAAGUUUCGGGUCAAGUUGUUGGCCGAAAGUCUUGGUCAGAGUACCAUGGAUGUGCUCUGCCAGAUUGGUUUGGAUGGAAUUCGCAUGCUUGAUCCUGGUACCAGUAGGACAUUGAGAAUAUAUCCCCUCGAGACCAUUACAAGAUGUGAAGUUACCGAUUCAUCUACGCUUGCAUUUUGGUCCAAGAGCUCGGUGGACAUUGAGCCCAGACGUAUCAGAUUGCAAUCAAAUAGCUACACUACCAAUACCCUUCUGGACACGGUGACUGCUGCCACUGUACAGAUAAAGGAGAUGGGUGGAAGUAGCAGGCCUUCUGAUUCUUUAAAGACAAAUGAACAGCCUGCAGAAAAGAAGAAAGGUCUUGGCGAUUGGAUGAACUUGAUGAAGCCUGUCAAUGAGGAGAAAGAGCAUUGGGUACCUGAUGAAGCAGUUUCAAAGUGUACUGGGUGUGGGACAGAUUUUGGAGCUUUUGUGCGUAAGCAUCACUGCAGGAACUGCGGAGAUAUUUUCUGUGACAAGUGCACCCAUGGUAGGAUUGCUUUAACUGCUGAGGAGAAUGCUCAGCCUGUUAGAGUUUGUGACCGAUGCAUGGCUGAAGUGACCCAGAGGCUGAGUAAUGCUAAGGAAGUGGCUAGUAAACCUGCAGCACUGCAUAGUCACGAGGAUCUUGCCAAGAAGCUUCAGGAGGAGAUGGAAAAGAAUCGAAGGGCAUCAUCAGGCUCCAGGUCCGAUGGAUCCGGGAGGCGGAUGAAGGAAGUUGCCUGUCCUAUCUGCACUGUCCAUUUGCAGGUCCAAGUUCCCAGCUCGGGUUCUGAGACCAUUGAGUGCGGGGUUUGCCAGCAUCCAUUCCUUGUGAGUGCCCAUUGAUUUUACGUACAUUCUAUGAGACGAGAGCCUAAAUUUCUGGAUAUAUGUGAUGUCGAGUUGAGUUUAUUUUACUGGUUGGAAUAUUGUUGAUUAGUGAUUUGGAUUAGCAUUUAUGUAUUGUUUUAUCCUUUAUUUGGUUUUAUACACUUUAUUGGUCUGAUGUAAGCUGUUUUCACCGCUAAUAGUGUAUGUGCAGUUCUUUUCUUGUAAGCUACAUCAAAGCCGGUCAUGAUUUUAUGUAUGAACGCAACAGUUAAAUCUUCUUAUGAAUACAUGUAUAUCAUAUUACGUGCUCA
Alnus glutinosa is the source of this 2129-nucleotide messenger RNA. RefSeq names its product protein FREE1. The record is from RefSeq and is a predicted model, not a curated record. Gene Ontology annotation, cellular component: ESCRT I complex; late endosome membrane. The transcript has 10 exons. Gene Ontology annotation, biological process: multivesicular body assembly; intralumenal vesicle formation. Gene Ontology annotation, molecular function: metal ion binding; ubiquitin binding. Lineage: Eukaryota; Viridiplantae; Streptophyta; Magnoliopsida; Fagales; Betulaceae. The coding region runs from base 136 to 1833 and encodes 565 amino acids.